Xenopus laevis (African clawed frog) is the source of this 5922-nucleotide messenger RNA. It is a transcript of the gene slc4a3.L, whose product is annotated as solute carrier family 4 (anion exchanger), member 3 L homeolog. Gene Ontology annotation, biological process: chloride transmembrane transport; monoatomic anion transmembrane transport; bicarbonate transport. The record is from RefSeq and is a predicted model, not a curated record. The transcript is spliced from 18 exons. The coding region runs from base 2101 to 5064 and encodes 987 amino acids. Gene Ontology annotation, molecular function: monoatomic anion transmembrane transporter activity; solute:inorganic anion antiporter activity; transmembrane transporter activity. NCBI's taxonomy places the organism in Eukaryota, Metazoa, Chordata, Amphibia, Anura, Pipidae. Gene Ontology annotation, cellular component: plasma membrane; membrane.
AAAACAACUUGUUGUUUGAAGGUGAAAAACCCCUUUAAGCCUAUGUUACAUGUGGCAUUUUCUACACCAGCAGCAGCCCAAAAACAUAAAAUUUACUGCUUUUUUGGCAGAAUGAGAACAAAGAGGGUUGCGUGGGAACCCAGCCUUGACCUCUAAAAAUGAGCAAUAAAGCUGUUCUGGGAGCUGUUGGGAUCAUGGGCAACAGAGAUGCUAUUUGCUUACUUGUGUUUACUCAUGCCUGUAAUGAGGAACAAUAUCUAAAGCAAGUAAUUGAUUGACCUUGUUUGAUAAUGUAUUGCUGAGUUUAUGAAACCAUGCUAUGCUCUUAUGUUGGUACAUAACAUUUCAUUUAUUUAUACAAUGGUAACAUGGUAUACUGCUGGAAUUCUGAGUUCAACCAGGACACUAAUUAUGUGAAAUCUGCAUGUCAGCCCCUUGUCUGCAUGGAUUUAUUCUGUUUAUGCAUGUGUAUGAUAUGCCAUGUGUUUUUGGUCUAACCUGCUUGUGUCAGAAUGUUUUGUUAUUGAAAUGUGCGAAUGUCUGUGCUUUUCAUGACAUUCUCCCUUGUACAUGUGCAAACUAAAAUUAAAUUCAGGUUAUUGUGACUUCCCAUUCAGCAGGAUGAGAACGGACACCAAAAAUUACGUUUAUGCAAAAAGAAAUCCCCUUGGAUAUCGAUCAGUUAAUAAUGAGUUCUUAUUGAUUAACACCAUAGUGACAUAUAGUUGGCUGGCAAUAAAUUAAUUAUCUCAUUUGGUGUUAAUUCAUUGCUACAUAUAUGGUCUGAGAUGUGUAGUCAGUAGGAGGAGAGAACUACUAUGAACUGAAAUGAUAAAUCCAUGGUAAUGUAGAAUUCAAUUUCUGGGGGACGGGGCAUAGAACAGUUGGUCGUGGUGGGGUCUCCCUGACGUUCUAGGAGAUAAGUAUGUAAGUGCUGGAGACCAAGAGGGUAAGAUUGAAAUGUGUCCAUGAGAGUUAAGCUAAAAAAAUUCUACAUGAUUUUAUUAUAUAACCAUGACAUAAUUUUAAAGACUAAAAAGAGUUUUUUAAAAAAAAAGUUGUAAAGGGACAUUGCCCAUCUUCCCCUGCUAUAAGAGAGGGCCACAUGACAUGCCAGAAAUAAAUAAAAGCCAUUAGUAGGGUACAAAGUACUAGCUAUCGUUGCCCUUGUACAUACAUUUUUUUUCUACUGUGCUCUGACAUUGAAUGAAGUGCACAAACUGCUGGAGGCUUAGAGAUAAAAUCAAUCACACACUGGCCAGUAAUUAUGACAAGGAAAGUCAUUGAUCAGUUGUAGUUCAAAGGCAGCCUUGUACCAGAAAUAUCCCUUCUGCCCUGCUUCAUUUGGAUUUCACUUGACUUUAUUUAUCACUGGCAACCGCAUCACAAUAGUUGAUUUUGCCAUGAAUUUCUGUAAAACUUCUUCAUCCAUGGAAUGUAAUCUUGUAUAUCAACAUUACACUGAUUACUGGUUAAAUUAUCUACAGUGAAACUUUUUUGUAAAAAUGAUGUGCCACUGACAGUCACCAGGACGUUGAGAAGCAUCAUCAAAAUCCAUUAACAUGUCCUCCGGUCAUGGAAUGCUCAAUAGGUCAAGAGUGAAAAGCAAAGCAUAGAGAGGUUUCAACCAGCAGAAUCUGACUAGUGAAAAAACUAGACAGUAUAACAAACUGAGAGCAGACUAAGAGAACUGGGAAAACAUAAGGCAGAAGGACCUUGGCAAAUGAUGACCUAAGGAAUAGAGAGCUACCAACUGACUGUUCUUGGUAUAUUUAUUUUACAAUAACCAUUCCAGUUUCACUCUGGAGGAAGAGAGAGGGCAUUGGAUAACUCUGCAAUUAAUGUAAAGGGUCCAGCACACUAAAGGAAAAAUUUAUAGAACUCUUUUAUCUAUCAUGAACUGAAGUUGGCUUGUGCGAUGUUUACAUUUUUGGAGCUGGUCAAAAAUUGCCUUCGCUUUCCUGGAUUUUGGUGGAAGAGUAGCUGACACCUGCUUAGAUAUUUAUCUUCAAACACAUUGUUAGGAAAGUUAUUCUUCAUUGAUAAACAUAGACUGUACCAAGGUAUUUAAACCUUAAGAUAAUCCUUGGGAGUAGAAAGAUGAGAACAAUUCAUGAAGGAGAGGAAAAUGAAGGUAAAGGGGAGACAAAUGAACUUGCAAGGAAGGAAAGUUCAAGCCGUAACAUGAGGAAUUCAGUAGGACAUGAGGACUUUGAAGAAUUUGUCCUUGAUUUUGAGGAUUAUGACCUUUGGGAAUCCAUUAAAACCCAUCUGAAUGAUCCAGAAGGGACCAGCAGCUGUGUAAAUCUGGAGGAUCAGACAACGCAUCGGAGGCACAUAGCAGCAAAGAACCGCAUCUCUAGGAAGGAGCCUUCCAUCACUGCUCCCAUAUGGGCAAGGACUAAAAGGAAGAAAGAUAAGGGACCUCAUGAGGUGUUUGUGGAGCUGAACGAGUUGAUCUGUGAAGGGGUGCAUAAGAUGCAAUGGAGAGAGACUGCUCGCUGGAUAAAGUUUGAGGAAAAUGUUGAACAGGAUACAUCUCGGUGGGGGAAACCUCAUGUGGCCUCUUUGUCUUUUCGUAGCCUCUUGGAACUCAGGAAGACCAUUACACAUGGAGCCCUCCUUCUGGAUCUUGAGCAGACAACCAUGCCAACAAUCAUUCAGAUGAUAGUGGACACAAUGGUAGAUUCUGGCCAGAUCGGAGCCUGUGACCGUGCAAGUGUGCUGAGGGCUCUUCUUCUGAAGCACAGCCACCCCAAUGAUGGAAGGGAGGCACACCACCCGAGGAGCAGUACUAACAGCAGCACUGGGAACCAUGUUGAGAGCAACAGCCCGCCAAUCGACAACCGCUUCAGCAAAUCAAAUGAUACCGACAGCAGGCGGAAAACCCUAAAUGGUCCAGAAGGUCAUCGUAUGAAACACUGGAAGCUGAUGGAAAAGAUCCCUGAAAAUGCUGAAGCGACAGUGGUCCUUGUUGGGUGUGUAGAUUUCCUAGAACAGCCAGCAUCGGCCUUUGUGCGCCUUGAUGAGGCUGUCUUACUGGAAUCAGUCUUAGAAGUACCCAUUCCUGUCCGUUUCCUCUUUGUGUUGCUGGGUCCAACUCAGGCUAACAUGGAUUAUCAUGAGAUCGGGCGCUCCAUUUCCACUCUCAUGUCAGAUAAGGUUUUUCAUGAAGCAGCGUAUAUGGCAGCUGAGCGACAGGACCUCCUGAAUUCCAUCAAUGAGUUCCUAGACUGCAGCAUGGUGCUACCUCCAUGUGAGAUGCAGAGUAAAGACUUGCUCCGCUCCAUUGCUGCUUUCCAGAAGGACCUUCUGAGAAAGAGGAGGGAACGGGAGCAGCGGCGGUCUACCAGGGAGAAUGUACCACCCACGAUGCAAGAGGCCAACCAAGUGAAGGUGGAUGAUGAAGAGGAUGGCGAGUGUCAAUCUGACCCUCUUGAGCGAUCCGGAUAUCUGUUUGGGGGUCUAGUGCGGGACAUCCGCAGGCGCUAUGUGAAGUAUUGGAGUGAUAUCAAAGAUGGUCUGAAUAGCCAGUGCCUGGCUGCUUCUCUCUUUAUCUACUUUGCAGCUCUCUCUCCAGCCAUCACAUUUGGUGGCCUACUUGGUGAGAAGACUCAAGGACUGAUGGGUGUGUCAGAGCUCAUAGUGUCCACCUCUGUGCUUGGCGUCCUUUUUGCUCUCCUUGCCGCCCAACCGCUGCUGAUUGUUGGCUUUUCUGGACCCCUGCUCGUCUUUGAAGAGGCUUUUUUUAAGUUCUGCCAGGUUCAGGAAAUUGAGUACCUAACAGGGAGAGUAUGGAUAGGAUUUUGGCUAAUUUUUUUCAUUGUGGUGAUGGUGGCUGCUGAAGGGAGUUUCCUUGUCCGUUACAUCUCUCCAUUCACCCAGGAGAUCUUCGCCUUCCUUAUCUCUCUCAUUUUUAUCCAUGAGACCUUUUAUAAACUAUACAAGGUGUUUGCAGAGCACCCGUUGCUCAGGACUUACCCUCCUGUGGGUGCUGUCGUUGGCCGUACUGCUGCUCUGGGCCCCCGAAUGCAGCCCAACACUGCUCUGCUUUCUUUCAUACUCAUGCUGGGGACCUUUCUUGUUGCCUUUUUCCUGCGCAAAUUUAAGAACAGCCGUUUCCUAGGAGGGCAGGCUCGGCGAGUUAUUGGAGAUUUUGGCAUACCCAUAUCAAUCCUUGUUAUGGUUUUUAUUGAUUAUGCAAUAACAGAUACAUACACACAGAAGCUUAAUGUUCCAUCUGGUCUUUCCGUUACAUCCCCAGGGAAGCGUGGCUGGUUUAUUGAUCCCAUGGGAACCUCCAAGCCUUUUCCACUCUGGAUGAUGUUUGCUUCAGCCAUCCCAGCUUUGUUGGUGUUUAUUCUCAUGUUUAUGGAGACACAAAUUACUACUCUGAUCGUUAGCAGGAAGGAGAGGCGCUUGCAGAAAGGCAGUGGGUUCCAUUUGGACCUUCUGCUUAUUGGCUCCUUGGGAGGAGUAUGUGCGCUUUUUGGGUUACCUUGGCUGACAGCAACAACAGUGCGAUCUGUGACUCACAUCAAUGCAUUGACGGUUAUGAGCAAAACCGCGCCUGGCGAGAAACCACGGAUCGCUGAAGUCAAGGAACAGAGAGUAACAGCUAUUCUGAUCUCUGCUUUAGUGGGGCUCUCCAUAGUCAUGGGAGAAAUGUUGCGCCAGAUCCCUUUGGCUGUGCUUUUUGGUAUAUUCUUGUACAUGGGUGUGACAUCCCUAACUGGAAUUCAACUAUUUGAGCGUCUUCUACUAAUUCUCAUGCACCCCAAACAUCAUCCUGAGCACCCAUAUGUGGUAAAGGUCUGCACAUGGAGAAUGCAUCUCUUCACUUGCGUUCAGCUUUCAUGUAUAGUGAUUCUCUGGGUGGUGAAAUCCUCUCCUGCAUCACUUGCCUUCCCCUUUCUCCUCAUCCUCACUGUUCCACUGAGAAAGUUUGUGCUACCACGCUUCUUCCAGGAGAGAGAACUAAAAGCCUUGGACUCUGAAGAUGUAGAACCAAACUUUGAUGAAGACGGACGAGAUGAAUACAACGAGCUUCACAUGCCCGUCUGAGGCCAGUACCGAUUUUGUUCUGUGAAACCUCGCGUCCCUUUCUCUCUACUCUUGUCUGCCUUUCACUCCUUCUUUUUGAACCUUUCCAUUAUCAACCUUUGGAAUUUUUCAAACAAAAUACUGGGUCCAUUGUACCCUUCUGUUUUUAUUUCAUCACUGAGCCCAUUGUACAGUGCUGAGCCCAUUGGUCCCUUUCACUAUUCAUCCAUUCAUAGUUACAGAUUAAAUGACAACCUAUGAUAGCUUUAAAAAUGCACCAAGUGAUAGUGGAUGAUCAAUAAAGCUAUUUCCUAAAUAAUACCUACAUUCCAUUCAAGUUCUGUGAUUGUCAGACUUGAAAAAGGAGAAAUGCAGAAGUGGGCCAGGCAUUUUGAGAGCUGGCUACUGCUACAGUGGGACUUGGGAAGUUGCUUGUUUUGCAGCAAAAUGUUACACUGCAGAGCAUAUUAAUAAACAAUACUCUAAGAUAACUAAUGUAUUAAACAAUCACCUCAUUGUAAGUGUAUUCCCCGCUGGUUGGUUUAGCCAUGUCUGCAUCAAUGUUGGUUACAUAUGGACACACAAAGCAAGGAUGUAAUUACAGUAGUUGCCCCAAUAGUAAAAUCUGCUCCUGGUGCUAGAUAAGCAAAUGCAGAGUAAUAUUUUGGAAACGCAUUUAUGAAUCAUUUCCCCAGCACUGAGACUUGUGGAACAUUACGUUUAAUUGACAUGAAAUAUUUGUCUAUUUAUCAUUAAUAUUACCCUACCCUCUCUGGUACCCUCUCUGUUAUUUACUGUAUGUAGUAAAUUAUACAGCCAUGUAAUUACACUGGUAUAUAUAUUUAAUAUCCUUGCAUAAUAAAUAAUUGCUGUAAAUAA